Dermacentor silvarum is the source of this 393-nucleotide messenger RNA. RefSeq names its product ice-structuring protein 4-like. Gene Ontology annotation, molecular function: ice binding. NCBI's taxonomy places the organism in Eukaryota, Metazoa, Arthropoda, Arachnida, Ixodida, Ixodidae. The record is from RefSeq and is a predicted model, not a curated record. The annotation marks the transcript as partial. The transcript has a single exon.
GCAGCAGCAGCAGCAGCAGCAGCAGCAGCAGCAGCAGCAGCAGCAGCAGCAGCAGCAGCAGCAGCAGCAGCAGCAGCAGCAGCAGCAGCAGCAGCAGCAGCAGCAGCAGCAGCAGCAGCAGCAGCAGCAGCAGCAGCAGCAGCAGCAGCAGCAGCAGCAGCAGCAGCAGCAGCAGCAGCAGCAGCAGCAGCAGCAGCAGCAGCAGCAGCAGCAGCAGCAGCAGCAGCAGCAGAGCAGCAGCAGCAGCAGCAGCAGCAGCAGCAGCAGCAGCAGCAGCAGCAGCAGCAGCAGCAGCAGCAGCAGCAGCAGCAGCAGCAGCAGCAGCAGCAGCAGCAGCAGCAGCAGCAGCAGCAGCAGCAGCAGCAGCAGGCUCAAAAUAGGAGUACUGUGUGA